Dothidotthia symphoricarpi CBS 119687 is the source of this 1311-nucleotide messenger RNA. RefSeq lists its product as uncharacterized. Lineage: Eukaryota; Fungi; Ascomycota; Dothideomycetes; Pleosporales; Dothidotthiaceae. The record is from RefSeq and is a predicted model, not a curated record. The coding region runs from base 19 to 870 and encodes 283 amino acids. The transcript has a single exon.
UAACCAAAAGUCGAAUCCAUGCUAAGCCUCGUUGACCUUCCGAGCGAGGUACUUUCCACCAUUAUUGAGCUUGUGCUUGCUCCGUCCACUUUCCCUCAGGAUGCCAAACGCUGCAGACCAGCCUGGAACGCAGGCCACCGUCAAGUUAUUUGCGUUCCGGACCUAGGCGGAACAAGACCCACCAAUUCCAUAGAUCUCCUACUUACGAACCGGAGACUCCAUGCUGAAACUGUACAUUAUCUGUCAAAAACCGACAUACCCCAGGUCUUCAAACUCGAUAUAGCCAUCAUAGAUGGCCAUUGGAUCUGGCCAACGUGGCGAUACGUUCCGACGCAUAUGUUCAGCCGACAAGUCGACCUAUUGGAAUUUAACAUCAUACCUUGCUGCACAGAGGAUGAGCGCGUACUGCAAUCUGACUGGGAACCUGAUGCGCUCAUAUUCAAAGCUAUCGCUGAGGUUAUGAUGAUCACAGCCUUCCAAGUUGUCGCAUUUGGAAUCGCGGGAACGAACCUCUGCAGCUUGAAAUCAGAGAAUCAUGACCCUGAUUCGACAUUUCAAGAGUCUUGUAGCCGACAAAUCAGAAUGAUGGCCAGCAGAGUCGACAUGUUAAAACAAUACAAAACUGGAAACCAACCAAUCAGCUAUCAGGAUAUACCAAUUCGAGAGAUUGCCGACUUAGCGCAUCUCACCUUUGAUCCUCUCUAUCCUAUGGAUUCAAUUCAGAACUUACAAACCCUAGAUCAGAAUUUGGUAGAGGCUGUAAAUCAAAUCGAGUCACGGGGUAAUUCGAAGUGGAAGACCGUCCUCGAGCAUAUUCACGAUUUCCUGCUGUAUAAACCCGAGCCACUCAUUCUCCUUGACAAUGAGUAAACCGUAUCAAACCUCAACCUGCCAAUUAUUCAGCUAGCGGGACACAUGUAGCAACAUGCAGACGAUGAAUGCAACACAACAGCUUAGGAUAACACGAUGCACAUCGAAUACAGAUGGGAGAGGGUUUCUACAGUCAAGUAUGGUUUCUAGCAGCUUCCGUCGAAUGUACGAUCAUUUUGUCUUUACCUGUCGUGUCUGAUCUCUCACACGAUAGCACUCACUUGUUUUUGCCUGCCUAUAUGUAUGGAUCCAGUCAGCCCGUAGUUCGACUAACAACUCAACUCAGCUCAGCACAUUUCUUUUCUCCACCUUGCCUAGUCUGACAGCCGAUAUAACCUUCUCCCGCACUCGAGAACACUCAAAAUUGGACUUAACAAUGGUUGUGGGCAGUGCAUUGAUGGUGUGAAUGAUACAAAAGUUCGUAACGGGACUUGGUUGAGG